AGGGGCCGGGGCUCGGCCCAUGCACUUCAGUCCACUCAAAGAAACACUACAACGUGCAACGAUGGCCCUCGAACGUCAAGUGCGCGCCAAGAUCGCGGCGAAGCGUAAUCCGGAACAGGAGAAGGAAGCCCAGGAAUGGAUCGAAUCCAUUCUGGGAAAGAAAUUCCCUGCUGGUGAGACGUUCGAGGAUGUGCUCAAGGACGGACAGGUGUUGUGCCACCUGAUGAACAAGAUCGCCCCUGGAUCGGUCACGAAGAUCAACUCCUCCGGCGGUCAGUUCAAAAUGAUGGAGAACAUCAACACGUUCCAGAAAGCUUUGAAGGAUUAUGGCGUGGACGACGUCGACGUGUUCCAAACAGUUGACUUGUGGGAGAAGAAGGACAUCGCCCAAGUGAUCACCACUCUGUUCGCUCUUGGUCGCACGACGUACAAGCACCCAGAAUGGAAGGGACCUUACCUAGGACCGAAACCAUCAGAGGAAUGCAAACGUGAGUUCACGGAGGAACAGCUCCGAUCCGGCGAGUCGGUGAUCGGUCUCCAGGCUGGAUCGAACAAGGGUGCCACCCAAGCCGGCCAAAGUCUCGGCGCGACCCGCAAGAUCCUCCUUGGAAAGUAGAGACUCCGAACAGCGAACCUCCUCCCCAUCUCCCCCCUUUUAGAUUUCCCCUCGAAAAUUUGUAUUUUUUAUGUACAUGUAUAUAUAUAAUAUCAAUAUACACACACACAGAGA
This is a messenger RNA of Dufourea novaeangliae, 730 nucleotides long. It is a transcript of the gene Mp20, whose product is annotated as muscle-specific protein 20. Gene Ontology annotation, molecular function: protein binding. Lineage: Eukaryota; Metazoa; Arthropoda; Insecta; Hymenoptera; Halictidae. Bases 20 to 616 code for a protein of 198 amino acids. The record is from RefSeq and is a predicted model, not a curated record. The transcript has 4 exons.